Coregonus sp. 'balchen' is the source of this 18421-nucleotide messenger RNA. Lineage: Eukaryota; Metazoa; Chordata; Actinopteri; Salmoniformes; Salmonidae. The record is from the annotation of a GenBank genome assembly.
AUGCAACCACCGCAGGUGAGGUCAAAUGCAGAGGGAAGGGGAACCGUGUUGUUGUUGAUGGCAGGUGCAUCGGACAUAUCUGGCCAAACCUGACCGGGAGAAAUGGAGACAGACAAAGCUGUGUUGUGUGAGAGCCUUGUUAUAUGGGUGAGUGAUGUCUGUGAUGUCCUCUGUUCAUUCCGAGAGCGCUUUAAAGCGUCUGAUUGCAUGAAUGUUUACUGUGUUGAUCGAUGACUGUAUCGUUUACCUGUGGCAGGUAAAUUAGUGUCAGGACAAAAGCAAUCAGGAAAUGGGACACGAUUUGGAAAUCCACCUGUUCUCUCCUAUUUAUAAUAAUUUAGGCCUACAGUAGCCUAAUGUUAAUGUAUUGAUAAACCAUUGUCGAUAUACUACGUCAGCUAGGCUAUAAGAAUAGCCUGUAUAGAGUAUAUACGCAGAUUAGCCGGAUUAAACUCAACGAUUUAUGAUGGAGUUGAGCGGCGACUAGUGUGGGCGGACUGGACCGUCGACGUAUUUAUCAAAAACUAGGCUACUGAUUUCAGUACCCAAAGAAUAGCCCGUAAUUACACACGACAUUGUUCUGUUUAAUUGCGGUCUAUUCUUUGGGGGCUGAAAUCAGUAGUUGUGUUUUUUUAAAUUUAAUUUUAUGCGAGGUUGGAGCUCCAGUCCUCCCACACUAGUAGUAGUUCAACUCCAUCAUAAAUCGUUGAGUUUAGUCUGCUAUGCGCAGAUUGGAUAUUUUAUCUCAAAAUCUACAAUGCACAAAAUGAGCGUUGCCUUGUUUCCAGUUUUGUCUUUAGUUCUUCGACACACAAAGAAAGACAACAAUAUCCCUGAAUUCAGUUGAUCCUCAUCCGAUUUAGGGAGCUAAUCUCAUUAACUGCUAGAUAUUUGUGGAAUGUUGCUCCUUCGAUUAUAGGCCACUAGCCAGUGGCAACUCAUUAAUAAUGUACCUUUCAUUUGGGUUGAUCCUAAACGCCAAAUGUGAAUUGUAGCACCUGUAGGCUACAGUUUUAUUAUGCAACCUUAUUCCUUACAUGGCUUGUAAUAAUUGAGUAACAUUUGAGAUAAUGUCAAUUUGACUUGAAGUCAGGUAGCCUACUAGGUGAGAUUAGAUUGUGUGCCAAGUGUUACAACAUGUCUCUCUCCUGUAGUGGAGCAUUCCCUCCUCCAGUCAAUACAGGACAGAAUAGGACUAGGGCUGCAUCCCAAUAGACCGAAGUGGCUUCCUCUCGUUUUGGGCUAUCCUCCCCUUUAUCUGCAGUGACAUGAGAGAUCGGGCCAAAUGAAAGCUCCUUCCUGUUGGGCAUCCACCCACCAUUGUUUUCAAAUCUUCUGUGACUGAAAAUGAGUGUAAAAGAAAGAGAGGGGACAACAAAGACACUAUUAAGAUGCAUGAUCUUCCUGAACGCUGCGAGGAUAUAACCAGUACAGGACACACAAUGUCAGAGAGUAUAACCAGUACAGGACACACAAUGUCAUUGAAUGAAUAACCACGUUGACUGUGUUUACACAGGCAGCCCAAUUCUGAUAUUUUUCCACUACUCAGAAUCAGAAUGGGCUGCAUGUGUAAAUGCAGCCAUUGAGUUGUGGGGAGCACUACAGUUUACUAGUGGAUGCUAAAGUAUAAGUUGAGGGCACAGGACUGGGAAGGCAGUAUGUAUAUUGUAUUGGAGGUAAAAAGUCCUGAUUGCAGUACUUGGUGUGGCAGUUUUGUAGUGAGUUCUCACCAGACACCAUGGAGACACAGUCCUGUAGGAUUACUUAUUCACAAGUCCAUCAUAGCAGAGUAGGGCCUAGACUAGAGUACUGAUGUCUCUCUGGGGCUGUCGCUCUCACAGUGACCAUACACAUACACACACCUUUCUUUCUGACCUCAUAUGGCAACCCAACGUUUUAACCAUUAAACCAAGAGGAAAUCCUCAUGGUUUGAGGACGACAAUUGGGCUUGUGUGUUAGGUAGGGCUACUCCGUUACAUGUGCACGCCCAUUAAAUCUUGUUUUUGAUGGUUCAUGACAGGGUUUUCUGUAUGAUCAAUGCAUGUGGAGAUGGAUUUCAGUGCCUCCAACUGACUCUGUCUCAUUUAUUUCCCAGUGUCUCCCGUCUGUACUCUAAUCUGUCAUUCUCUUUGUUUGAAUCCACCCUGUCUCAGCUCCAGACCUUUAACACUGGGUCACCAUGUACAACUGUAGCGGAGCUGACCACUGGAGCUGCCAUGUCUCAGGCCUUGCAUCAGAUGUGAGUAACGCACAAACACACGCUGAAUUAAUCUAAAUGUCUUCCCAGUGCAAUGUGUUUUCUCUGACACAUGACACACACACAUUAAUACGCGCCCCUCCGGUGACUCCGGAGACGUGCUCUGACCAACUACUGUCUGUCAUAUGCACGCAGGCAAAUGAGAUCAUGCUGCAGGCAUCAAAGAGAAGAAAUAGACAUGUUUACAUUUUUAGUCAUUUAGCAGAUGCGCUUAUCCAGAGCGACUUACAGUUAGUGAGUGCAUACAUUUUCUUUUUUUCAUACUGGCCCCCCCGUGGGAAUCGAACCAACAACCCUGGCGUUGCAAGCGCCAUGCUCUACCAACUGAGCUACACGGGGCCCAGAACUGAUUGUUUAGAACUGAUAAUUGAUCGCAUGGUGCAAGAAUUAAUACAAUUAAUUGAUUAUUGAAUGUUAUGAUGGACGCAGCUUUGUAGAACCAAAACAUACACAGCCUCUGCUCAACAAACUCAAACUCGAGAACGAUAUUUAGCUUAACACCCUCACGGCAGUCAAGCAAUGCAUUCCGCUAAGAGUCGUUCACAACUUGUUUCAAAUGUACCAAGAAAUGAUCGUAUUUGUAUGCCUAGCAAUCAACAAAUGUACAUUGUUUAAAGCAUGAUUUUACAAGUUUCAGUCACAAAUGACAGCUCCAAUAAGCCCCUUAUGGUGAACGACGUGAAUGAGUGGCUUGUAGAAUCAUGACUAUUUCAAGUUUUCACUUCAUCGUUCGCUGGUAGGGGGUCCUGCGUGCUCUGGGCAUUACUGACUCAAACGAACAAAAUGAGUCGAAAGAUUUGUUCUUUUGACUGAACGAGUUGAAAAGAUCAGUCAGUAAAAAGAGCCAAACUUCCCAUCACUAAAAUACAUUAUUAAUUUAUACUGUCUUCCCCUGGCUGAAUAUGUGUCAGAUUUUUGGGUUUGAUAUUUUCUGAUUUGAAUAUGGUUGUUUAGCAGACGUUUUCUGUCCAAUGCUUAUGCAUGUGUGUUGUGCUUUGCAGAGAUCCAGCGUGGUUCAGUAAAAGUUGGCUCGGUCGCAUUAAAGAAGAUGUUGGGGAUAACUGGAGGCUCAAAGUACUGAACUCCAUACUUACCUCUUUCUGCCCAUCCCUUUUCUCUCCUCCUCCCUCUUUCUCUCUGUACUUCCAUUCCUAAUUCCCUUGCUAUCCUUCCUUUCUUCCCUUACUGACCUAAAAACCAGAGUGACUGCUCUCUGCUGGCCCUGUUAGUAUUUUAGCCAACCAUUAGCCUUUCAAUGCUAUCAUCCUCACACCAGAAAAGACUCACUCAGAAUUUCUUUGAGGUGUACACUUUGUUUAUCUAGAGUGAAGACUUUGUAACUUCUUUCUCCAGAUGAACAACCUGAAGAAGAUCCUUCAGAUGAUGGUGGAUUACUACAAUGAGGUAGGUAGAAAGAAACAUGUUGAGUUAUGUCUGGUUAUAACUGUUCUAUUCUUUCUAUGGCACUAGGUUGUAGCCCAGCAGAUCUCAAUACUUCCACAGUUUGGUUAUGAAUGGUUAAUACCAUGGCAGCCUCACAAUAGAUGUUCUAUUCACUUGCGUCACUUGGUCCUGAGCCAGCAGAUCUGACUUCCUCCUGCCAGACCUGGUCCAGGUUAUAACCCUUUAUGUCUGGUUAUAACUGUUAUAUUCUCUGUCUGUGUCACUAGGCCCUGAGCCAGCAGAUCCAGGAGUUUCCCUUGCCAGACCUGGUGAAGGUGGCAGAACAGUCCGACCCUGUAGAACUGGGACGACUGCUGCAGCUCAUACUGGGCUGUGCUGUCAAAUGUGAACGAAAACAAGGUAGCGCCCACACACACACACGGUGCAGUCCCAGAGGCUGAACUAGAAUGGUUCAACAACACUAUAUUGUUGCCUUGCCAAGACAAUGACAAAGGAGUCAGCUAAAUCUGUAACAGACUGGCACCCAAAACAGAAACUGUGUGUGUGUAAUUCCCCCCCCACCUCACUUUCUCUCUCUUCAUCUUCUUCCAUCCUCUCUCUCUCUCCCCCUCCAGAGUACAUCCAGGUCAUCAUGACUCUGGAGGAGUCCGUACAGCAUGUGGUGAUGACAGCCAUUCAGGAGGUGAGGCUUGGCCUGACCAGGGCCAUUCUCUCUGAUUGAUUUUAAAUAGUGUGACGUACGGUAGGAUCUUAGAAUUGCCUAUAUGUAUUAAAAAGCCAGUUACCAAUACUGUGAUGUUGUUAAAGUACAUCCAUGACUUCUCUUUGGCUUUAGAGAGAAAGUCAUGUUAGACCACCUGUUGUGUGUGUGUGUGUGAGAAUGAGUAGGAACGAAGUUGUCUCUAAGCAAACAUGUACCAUGUCUCUCUCUCUGUCAGCUGAUGAGUAAAGAGAACAUGGCCCAGUUUGGAGCAGAGCCACCGGGGGACGUAGAAUCACAGGUGAGAGGAGGAGAUCCACUGUGUUAGGCCUCUAAUAGUCUAUAUAUAUAUAUAUAUAUAUAUAGUUGUUGCUGACUGUGCAUGUCCCUCUAGUUGACACUGGAGGACCUGGAACAAGAGGUGAGAGGUGAUGCACUGUGUUAUAGGGAUCUAAUAGAAUGCUGUUGUCUGUAUUAUAGUUGUUGUUGAUUGUGUGUCUCCGUAGUUGACCGCUUGUCUUAGACUAGUUAGUACUGUGAUAUUGCUAGUCUCUCCCCGUGCUUGCUGAAGUAGGCUGGCUGUAGAGAAGCUAGCUAUUGUUAAGUGUGUGUGUGUGUUUACCAGUUGAAGAAGGCUCUUGAGGACCUGGCGGAUCUGAUGGCAGAGAAGGAGGAACUAGCCCAGCGCUGUCAGGAGCUCGACGUACAGGUACACACAUGCACAAACCCACUUUCUACAGGCCCCCAAACCGAAGCAUUGACUAAGCUCGCUGCACACAGUCUAGACUAAAUGAGUUCGAUCAAGGUUACUGGAGUGGAUAUUACACUUACCAUCCAUGAGAUUUAGCUGUCACACACAACCCUGGUAGAGUAUAAACUAGUGAUGGGGGGGGGGGGAAAUUGAUAGUUACAUAUCAUUAUAUUAUUUUUGGACGAUAUCAUAUCGAUAUUUGACUCCAAGUAUCGAUUUGUUGUUUGUUAUUGCUAUUGUAGGUAGCAUUAGCUAGCGCUAGUCAGCUGUACCUGCGGCAAUACUCAGGUAUUCUUUUAUCCUAUAGCUUGUUCUCCAUCUUUUUUUUAAAUAGCGAGUCAACAUGUUUUCAUGAUCAAAACUUGUUUUCUCAUUUUCUCUGCAGCAGUGGGCAAUAUGUUUGGAACAUCAAAUCGCAAUAGAAUUGCAGUAUCGAAUCUCAAUACAUAUAGAAUCGUAAGAAUCGCAGUACAUAUCGUAUUGGCACCUAAGUAUUGGGAUAAUAUUGUAUCGUGAGGUCCCUGGCAAUUCCCAGCCCUAUUAUAUACUGGGUCUGUUUUAUGUGCUAUGAUGCCAUUGUCUGUGGCUGGUGGAGCUGAAGGGCUGUGGUUUUACAGACUGGGCCACUCUGCUCUCCCCCUGCCUGCUCACUCUGCCGUAUCCUGCUAUGCCUGGCUGGGGAAAACACAGGACAGGACAGAACCCUGCUGCUGGUUACUGAUUAGGUCAAGUUCAUAAUAGUCAAAUCUAUGUAAAGGUACUGAUGCUGUUGAAUGGGUCUAUCGUCUCGUGUCUACAGAUUGAGUUGUUACAGUAGAUCACCAGUUUCUCUCUUCACGGACACACAAAGGUAAGUUCACAUGGCUGCAUGGCUGCUCGUCGUCGAGGUGGACUAAACACAUCUAAUGGCUGGUUGCUGAGGCUGUCUAAAACAUCUGUACCCUCUCUUGCUCUCUGUCACUAACACGUAUCACCAGGUGUGAAAGUAAGGCGGUACGGCAUCUCGGCAAAAUAAAUAGUUUGGGUACGCCGUACCAGUAAAACAUGAACCUAUCACAAUAAUUAAAACAAAAUGUCAACAAAACUCUCGGCUAUUACACCAUUAUUUAUCAUUACCGCAUGUCAGAGGCAUGAUAAAUUAGCGAAUGGACUUAAAAACGGGUGGUAUAGCCUAUGCUCCAAAAUGCGAUGUGGUUCGACGAGAGCACAGACAUUUUGCAGGCAGAGAUUAGUGGCCGAUGCGCGGACAGUGGAUGCAUAAAUCCUGGCUUAAUGACAAUCGCCAAAUGUCAUUACACUUUUUGGUGUUUUGUGUAAAAGAUGUCUCUUUCCAUUCACCACUGUUUUAAGGCUGGAAAUAUGUUGGGAGUGGAUGAACGUGUCUGGGUAGCCUAGUAAAGGAGCCCUUUUGAAGUGAUUGUUUGACAAUCGGAUGAAAGUGUCAUGACUGGUUGUGUUUAUGCAACAAUAAAAGGUAAUACAUUUUAAAAGUUAAAUGACAAAUCUUUGACUAGGCCCACAGAGAUCCUAUUGACUUAAUAGGGAUUCUAUAUGUAAUUCUAUGAUUAGGUGGCAAAUAUAAAGAUCCAGUCCACCUAAAAAACUGGAGGCCCCUUACACUUCAGUGUAGUGAUGCCAAAAUUUUAGCAAAAUGUAUAGCGCUUAGAAUUAAAAAGGUAUUGUCAGAUAUUAUUCAUCUUAAUCAGACAGGUUUUUUACAUGGACGAUACAUUGGAGAUAAUGUAAGACAAGUAUUGGAAACAAUAGAACACUGAAAAAUCUAGAAACCAGGCCUGGUAUUCAUAGCUGAUUUUGAAAAGGCCUUUGAUAAAGUACGACUAGAAUGUAUAUAUAAAUGUAUGGACUAAAGGGUUAAAGUUAUGUGUACUGUAGUAACCCCAGGUGUAAAAUAGUAAAUAAUUGCGACUUCUCAGAAAGUAUUAAACUGUCAAGAGGAGUAAAACAAGGUUGUCCACUAUCUGCAUAUCUAUUAAUUAUGGCCAUAGAAAUGUUAGCUAUUAAAACCAGAUCCAACAGUAAUAUCAAGGGGCUAGAAAUCCAGGGCUUAAAAACAAAGGUGUCAUUGUACGCUGAUGACUCGUUUCCUUUUAAAUCUGCAAUAUGGAUCCCUGUACAGCCUCAGAGGAUCUAGAUAAUCCAGAGAGGUUAGAGAAAUUGUGUACUAUAUUAUGUAUUGGAUCACUUCAAAAAAGUUAAACUUUUACAUUACCGUGUAGUUUACCAAUAAAAUGGUCUGACGGUGAAGUGGACAUACUCGGUAUUCAUAUCCCGAAAUAAAUGGGUGAAGUGGACAUACUCGAUAUUCAUAUCCCGAAAUAAAUAAUGUCAAUACAAUACAUUUGAAUAGAAAGUUAGCACAAAUAGAUAAGAUCUUGCUACCAUGGAAAGGUAGAUAUAUAAAUACUUGUCUAUUUGUGGAAAAAUCGCCUUGAUUAAUUAUUUAGUCAUAUUGUUUACCUAUUUACUGAUGGCCCUGCCUAUACCGGACGACUUGUUUUUAAUAUUAUGAGCAAAAAAUGGCAGGCCAGACACAAUUAAACUGGCAUAUUUACAGUGCAUUCGGAAAGUAUUCAGACCCCUUGACUUUUUCCACAUUUUGUUACUUUACAGCCUUAUUCUAAAAUGGAUAAAAAUCAUUUUUUUCCACUCAUCAAUCUACACACACCCAUAAUAACGAAGGUAAAACAUUUUUUUUUGAAAUUUUUGCAAAUGUAUUACAAAUUAAAAAUGGAAAUAUCACAUUUACAUAAUUAUUCAGACCCUUUACUCAGUACUUUGUUGAAGCACCUUUGGCAGCGAUUACAGCCUCGAGUCUUCUUGGGUAUGUCUCCCAGUCCCUGCUGCUGAAAAACAUCCCCACAGCGUGAUGCUGCCACCACCAUGCUUCACCGUAGGGAUGGUGCCAGGUUUCCUCCAGACGUGACACUUGGCAUUCAGGCCAAAGAGUUCAAUCUUGGUUUCAUCAGACCAGAGAAUCUUGUUUCUCAUGGUCAGAGUCCUUUAGAUGCCUUUUGGCAAACUCCAAGCAGGCUGUCAUGUGCCUUUUUGUUACUGAGGAGUGGCUUCCAUCUGGCCACUUUACCAUAAAGGCCUGAUUGGUGGAGUGCUGCAGAGAUGGUUGCCCUUCUGGAAGGUUCUCAAGAAUGUGGAAAAAGGGAAUACUUUCCGAAUGCACUGUAUAUAAUGAAUAUGAAUUCGGAGAGCUACAAUUAUUAAAUAUUAAAGCAUUGACCCUCUCACUAAUGCUUCAAUCAUAUAAAAGUUAUACUUUAAAUCCGAACUGGUUCUCUAGCAGGUUAGUAAGAAUGGCUCACCCAGUGUUAAAACAUUUCCUUUUUCCAUUUAUUCAGAUUACAAGUUCUCUCACUUUUGGUUAUUUGAAAAUGAAAUCCUCUCCAAAAUAUCACUAUUUUAAAACAAGCCAUAGAAAGCUGGUUGCAAUUUCAGUUUAAUCCACCAGAAAAGACAGAACAAAUAUUAUGGUUAAACUCAAAUAUACUAAUUAAUUUAAAAAACGUAUGUUUUGAUUUUUUUUUCAAAACAGUAUAAUCUUUGUUAAUGAUAUCAUAAAUAGGACUGGUGGAGUUAUGUCACACAUGCAGCUAACAAAUACAGUAUCUCACAAAAGUGAGUACACCCCUCACAUUUUUGUAAAUAUUUGAGUAUAUCUUUUCUAAUUGGGCCCAAUUUGGACAUUUUCACUUAAGGGUGUACUCACUUUUGUUGCCAGCGGUUUAGACAAAAAUGUGAGGGGUGUACUCACUUUUGUGAGAUACUGUAUAUAGAAAUGUCUGAUUGCAGCAUUACGGCAAAAUUGGAGGUGGAAGGGGGAGAAGGUAAAGAACUUGUUUGUCGGCCCUGCAUUAAAGACCAAAGCUGGUUAAAAUGUUAAAUGUUACAUGUGGUUGCUGAGGCUUCCAAUCUGGAUACCCUGUGUGCUGUGUUAUCAGUAGAUGCAGAGAAAGCCUUUGACCGCUUAGAGUGGGAAUAUUUAUGGCUUGUUCUACCAUACAACAAGGAUGUAAACAAGGUUGUCCCGCCUCCCCUAUGCUAUUUGCUCUUUCUCUUGAACCGCUGGCACAAAGCAUACGUCAAAAUUCGGCUUCCUCACAUAUCAAAAUCAAACAAACUGAACAAGCAAUUUCUCUGUAUGCAGAUGACAUACUGCUCUACAUCGCAAACGCUCAGAAAUCCCUCCAGCCAAUAAUGUCUAUUUUCACAGCAUUCAGCUCAUGGUCUGGUUACAAGAUCAACUGGUCUAAAUCAGCUCUACUACCUCUUAACUCGGCUAUGGGAAGUAUGCAACUACCACCUCAGCUAUGUAACUACCACCCAUGAUCCCAGUGAAGAAACAAAUCACCUACUUAGGCAUUACCAUAUCCCCCUCUAUUCACACUACUUGCAGGAAGAACUACUUAGAAACCUUUCAAAAGAUCCAAAAAUACAUAUACAUUUUUUGCUUGCUGGAAUCUCAAUGAUCAAUUAUUAAAAUGAAUGUCCUCCCUCGUAUCAAUAUGAUGAGUUCCAUGUUACCACUGCCUCCUAUAGACUAUUGGUCUAAACUUGACUCUGUCAUAAAGAAGUUCAUUUGGGGGAGAAAGAGACCACAGAUUAAAUAUGCGACACCUAUCAUUCCAAAUGAAUUUCCUGGAGACCUGGUUAAACCCAGACCUGGUUAAACCCAGACCUGGUUAAACCCAGAGGCUUCUGUUCCUUGGCGUGCUAUAGAAGAGUCAAUAGUUUCACCAAUUUAGAUUACAAGAUGUAUUAUUUUCUGGAUUGACUCCUAAAAAAUGUGCAUUAGUGUUUGGACCCAUUAUAGCAUACUCAGUAAAUGUGUGGAAAGCUACAGAGAAGCAUAUGAGAUCUAAUCUGAAAUGGCAUUCAUACUUUCCAAUAUGGCGUAGUAAAGAAUUCUUAGCGUGUAAGAAACCAUUUAUCAGAUUCUUGGUCUAAGAAGGGUAUUUAUACUUUCAAAGACAUAUUCAAUUUGAAUGGACUCCUCAAUUUCCAGGAAAUCCGCCAGUGUUUUAAUGUCCCAGGUUCAUCAUUUUGUCUUUACCUUCAACUCCACCUAUCCAUGCGAGCCUAUGGGGUCCUCUGGGGAGCAGAACUAGCAAUACACCCAUUGGUCAAACUUCUAACGGACAGACGUCCCUCAAAAGGAGUUGUUUCUAAUAUCUAUAGUCAAUUAAUUCUAGUAGCACAAAAACCAUUAACUCUAUCCACUGUAUGGGAAAAUUAUUUUACACUUGCUGACAGACAAAUCAAUUGGGAGACAGUAUGGAAAAAUAUAUUUGGAUCAUUUAGAAACCCCAAUCAUCAAUUAAUUAAUUUAAAAAUGUGCCAUUGAACCUAUCUAACACCUCAAAAAAGACAUCACAUGGGUGUUAGUCCGUCGCCAUUAUGCGAGUUCUGCACCACAGGGGACCUUGGUACUUUUCAGCAUGUGCUGUGGAAAUGUCCAGGGGUGGUUGAAUGUCAUCUCUGUACUUGUAGAUAAAAUACUGCCAUUAGAUCCAAUAGUGAUGUUGCUUUGUGAUGACUCUGAUUUGCACUUGUCAGAACGCCAACGGAGAGUGUGGUUGGCAGGAACCACAGCUGCUAAGAAAAUGAUUGUACAAAGGUGGAUUCCACCUCAUCAGUUACCAUUGCAAAAAUGUCUGCUCACAUUUUAAGGAAAUUGUACUUAUGGAGCUCUCCAUGGCCAGAAUCAACAGGGCCAAGGUGUCCACUCUGGACACAUGGAAAAAAGCAGCAGUGGACAUUUUUUUAACUCUUAACCAACGGGCCUUUACAUCCAUUAAUUUGUCACUAUCUGAGACAAUAUGAUGUAUUGUUCAGCAGAUUUACUAUGUAAUAUUAAUGUAUUUGUUUUUAUCUCAUGCUAUCAGAUUGCCGGGAGGGGGGGGUUGAAAAAUAUAUAUAUAUAUAUAAAUGUAUUGUAUGAAUUUAAAUAAUAACUUGAUGUAAAAAAAAAAGAAAAAAUGGUUAAAGAAAAAUUUAUAAAUAAAAAAAGUAUACCUGUUCCAUUUUAAGAACCAAAAAAUAAACAGCUAUGCCUUACAGGUUGCAAAAUAGUUGGGAAGAGAUUGUGCCGAUUCCAUGGCACAGGGUUUAUGAACUGAUACACAAAAUGACGCUGGAUUCAAAACUUAGUUUUUCAAUUUAAAUUAUUAUACAAAAUUCUUGCAAUCAAUAGAAUGUUAUAAUAAUGGUGGAUACAACCAUCCCAGCUCUGCAGAUUUUGCUCCGAAGAGACAGAAUCAUUAGAUCAUUUGUUUUGGUACUGCACAUGUGUAGCUAGUUUUUGGUCUCAGGUUCAGGAAUGGCUGAAAAAUCAGAUUUACUUAAAGCUAUCUAUGCAAAUAGCACUGCCGGGUGACUUAAAGCCAUGGUCAGUCGAUCAAUACUAUAAUAGUACUUUUAGUGAAGGUGUUAAUCUUUGAUUUAUAAUCUGUGGAAACUGAGAAUAGAAAGGUUCAGAACUUUUGUGAAACAUCAGAGCACAGUUGAAAAAUAUCUGGCAAGUGGAAGUCAAGACUGGAUGGUUUUUAGAGAUAGAUGGGAAGGGUUGAUGGUAGCUGAAGGGUGGGAUAAAUAAAUAGAGAGCACUAAUGUAAAAUGUACUGGGUCUGUAAAAUGUAUAUAGUAUGCGUAAGCUGGAAGUAGAAGCCUAAGUAUUGUUGUCCAUUAGUUUACUCCAAUUAGGGGAGGGGAGGUAGGGUUAGAGGGAAAAUAAUGGGAAAAAUAUAUAUAUUUUUUAAAAGAUAUGAGUGAUUGGAAAUUAUGCAAAUUAUAACAUUGAUAAAACCCACAAUCUGCAAUAUUAAAGCUGAUCUAACCCCCCCCCCCCCAAAAAAAAUAAAUAAAAAAAGAUGAUUAGUCCCAUAAAAAUGUUGGGGUGCAUAAACAAGCGUGUGCACACAGGAGGUCCCGUACCAGGAAGAAAUUACAUCUACUUUCACCCCUGCAUAUCACUGACAUAAACUACACUGUGUUCAUUUGUAGUUUUUGGGAACAGGUGGAGCGAAGACGCUGAAAAUAAUUUUGUUGUUUUUAAUAUAUACACACACAUACAUAUACACACACACAUAUACAGUUGAAGUCGGAAGUUUACAUACACUUAGGUUGUAGUCAUUAAAACUCGUUUUUCAACCACUCCACAAAUUUCUUGUUAACAAACUAUAGUUUGGCAAGUCAGUUAGGACAUCUGCUUUGUGCAUGACACAUGUCAUUUUUCCAACAAUUGUUUACAGACAGAUUAUUUCACUUAUUCACUGUAUCACAAUUCCAGUGGGUCAGAAGUUUACAUACACUAAGUUGACUCUGCCUUUAAACAGCUUGGAAAAUUCCAGAAAAUGAUGUCAUGGCUUUAGAAGCUUCUGAUAGGCUAAUUGACAUCAUUUGAGUCAAUUGGAGGUGUACCUGUGGAUGUAUUUCAAGGCCUACCUUCAAAUUCAGUGCCUCUUUGCUUGACAUCAUGGGAAAAUCAAAAGAAAUCAGCCAAGACCUCAGAAAAAAAACUGUAGACCUCCACAAGUCUGGUUCAUCCUUGGGAGCAAUUUCCAAAUGCCUGAAGGUACCACAUUCAUCUGUACAAACAAUAGUAUGCAAGUAUAAACAUCAUGGGACCACGCAGCCGUCAUACCGCUCAGGAAGGAGACGCGUUCUGUUACCUAGAGAUUAACGUACUUUGGUGCGAAAAGUGCAAAUCAAUCCCAGAACAACAGCAAAGGACCUUGUGAAGAUGCUGGAGGAAACGGGUACAAAAGUAUCUAUAUCCACAGUAAAACAAGUUCUAUAUUGACAUAACCUGAAAGGCCGCUCAGCAAGGAAGAAGCCACUGCUCCAAAACCGCCAUAAAAAAGCCAGACUACGGUUUGCAACUGCAGAUGGGGACAAAGAUCGGACUUUUUUGAGAAAUGUCCUCUGGUCUGAUGAUACAAAAAUAGAAUGACCAUCGUUAUGUUUGGAGGAAAAAGGGGGACGCUUGCAAGCCAAAGGACACCAUCCCAACCGUGAAGCACGGGGAUGGCAGUAUCAUGCUUUAGGGGUGCUUUGCUGCAGGAGGGACUGGUGCACUUCACAAAAUAGAUGGCAUCAUGAGGAAGGAAAAUUAUGUGGAUAUAUUGAAGCAACAUCUCAAGACAUCAGUCAGGAAGUUAAAGCUUGGUCGCAAAUGGGUCUUCCAAAUGGACAAUGACCCCAAGCAUACUUCCAAAGUUGUGGCAAAAUGGCUUAAGGACAACAAAGUCAAGGUAUUGGAGUGGCUAUCAGAAAGCACUGACCUCAAUCCUAUAGAACAUUUGUGGGCAGAACUGAAAAAGCGUGUGCGAGCAAGGAGGCCUACAAACCUGACUCAGUUACACCAGCUCUGUCAGGAGGAAUGGGCCAAAAUUCACCCAACUUAUUGUGGGAAGCUCUUGGAAGGCUACCCGAAACGUUUGACCCAAGUUAAACAAUUUAAAGGCAAUGCUACCAAAUACUAAUUGAGUGUAUGUAAACUUCUGAACCACUGGGAAUGUGAUGAAAGAAAUAAAUGCUGAAAUAAAUAAUUCUCUCUACUAUUAUUCUGACAUUUCACAUUCUUAAAAUAAAGUGGUGAUCCUAACUGACCUAAAACAGGGUAUUUUUUACUAGGAUUAAAUGUCAGGAAUUGUGAAAAACAGAGUUUAAAUGUAUUUGGCUAAAGUGUAUGUAAACUUCAGACUUCAACUAUAUAUGCACACACACACACUCUAUUCCCAGGUAUUGUCUCUGGCAUAAACCAUAACUAAUGAACAUAGUGUGAGGAAGGUGAACUAACCAGCCUUUCAACCUAUUAAUUACCAUGAUGAUGUUUUCUGACGGUGCAGAGUGACUUCGCUGUACUGUACUUCCAGGCUCUAAUAAUGAUGCUAUGUUUGUUGAACAGUUGGUGAUAAUGGGGUCUUUCCCACUGGAGAUGAAUUGAUGCUUAUCACUUCAUCUCAGACUCCUCUAGCUCCCUUUCUCCUCAUUCUGUAGGCAUAUGUGAACAUUUGUGUGGUACCACCGUAUUGGAUGGACUGUAAAAAACUAUGGAUUUGAUAGUUAUGUUCGCGUUACUCAUUUUGGGAUUGAGACACAGCCCACCUCUGACCCUGGUUUGACCCUGGUCAGGUGACUGUCCUUCAGGAGGAGCGGAACAGCCUAUUGGCUGAGAACGACGUGCUGACGGACCGAGCCAAUCAGCUGGACUCGUUUGAUGAUCCAAGCACGCCCUCUGGACGGAAACACAGCCAGCUACAGAUACAGCUAGAGACACUACAGGAGGAGAACUUCAGGUGUGUGUGUGUCAAUGAAAACACAUUGCACUGGGAUGAUGCUUAGUCAUUCAGCACAGCGCUUACAGAUAUCUCCCUCUGUCUGUGUCUAGGCUGGAGGCAGCUAAGGAUGACUACCGGAUCCACUGUGAAGAGUUGGAGAAGCAGCUGAUCGAGGUUCAGCAUCGUAACGACGAACUUACCAGCCUGGCCGAGGAGUCACGAGCACUUAAAGACGAACUCGACAUCCUCAGGUGUGUGUUUGGUGGCAUUCCAGGUCGUCUUUAUUGCAGUUGUGCUGCAUAGAUGUGCAUCACACCGGCAAAAUGACAACCUGGAAUGACUCCAUCAUAUCUCUUUUAAUCCUAUCUGUAAUCUGUGCUGUUUGCAUUGGCUAACAAGCUAAUCAGAAGCCCCUCUCAUCAAUUGAGUUGAUUGAAUACUGGUGUAUAAAUGGGAGUGGGAGACAGGAAGUGGUUAGUUAGAAGCAAGGGUAGACCAGUGAGAAUGUUUGUGUUUUGGUCCUUCACGGUGCCCGUUUUAUUUAUUUCUCUUUAUAAAUUGAAUUAAAUGCAAUUCUCUCGUUUGUGUGUUUUUUGUGUGUAGGAGCUGUUCAGACCGUGCUGUGAAGCUGGAGGCGUCAGUGGAGACAUACAGGCGUAAACUGGAGGACCUGGGAGAUCUGAGGAGACAAGUCAAACUGCUGGAGGAGAAGAACAUGACCUACAUGCACAACACUGUCAGUCUGGAGGAGGAGCUACGCAAGGCUAAUGCUGCCCGCGCACAGCUAGAGACAUACAAGAGACAGGUGAGACAUAUCUGAGAAUAUACUGGAGACAGGAACAUUCUUAAAGUUGUCCCCUCCCUUUUGCACUAUAGGUCUGACAGCACUGGGUUGAGGAAAGCUACAUGGUGGAACUCUGAAGCUUUUGCCCUCACCUACCAAGUUGUCUCUGAGGAGACAAACAGCCAAUCAGGGGGCUUACUAAAGCUAUUUCCUGUUUCCUGCCAGGUCCAGGAGCUGCACCGGAAGUUGUCAGAGGAGUCUCGGCGGGCAGACAACCUGGCCUACGAGAUGAAGAAGUUUGAGGAGAAAUACGACGCCGUGAUGAAGGAGAAAGAGGUACUGACUGGAUCCCAACACUUUCUACUGCAACCUACCUGGUCCCUCUGAUAUGCAAACACAGUAGGGGAAGGAACUAAGGAAUUUUUUCUGACAAUAAUCUACUAUUGGCUUAUCUCCUCUCUCUGUCUCCUGAUGUUGAUGUCAUCAGAAGAUCAUCAUUGAGCGAGACUCUCUGAAGGAGACCAAUGAGGAGCUACGCUGUAACCAGGCUCAACAGGACCAGCUCCGACAAGCAGGUAGCUCAUUGGAACAUCACACUGACUGUUUGGUGCUGAAUAUGAUUGGAAAGUAAAGGUUUCUUUGAUAAACGGUGUGGGCGUAUUCGACAUUGCCGCUGACUUUAAAGGCGAGUUGAGACAGACUGAUCUCCAAAUCACCUUGCAUCAUAAAUAACUACUAAUGGUAUUUGUAGAUCACAAUCAGUCACAGAUACAUCAUGGUUUUGAUGCUCUCCCACACGGCCUGUGUCUCUGAGGCUUACAAAUACACAUGGUUACUGAUCUCCUCUCUCUCCACAGGGAUGGCAGGGAUGCCAGCUGGCAGUCCAAGCCAUGAUAACCUUGCUGCUGAAAUCCUACCUAUAGAGUACAGGUAAUAAUUUAAUAAUUGUGUUGGUGUGUGAGACGCUGACUGCACUAACUGUGUCCUUGUCCGUACAGGGAGAAGUUUAUCCGGCUCCAGCAUGAGAAUAAGAUGUUGCGUGUGCAGCAGGAGGGAUCAGAGAAUGAGAAGAUCUCUGAACUACAGACACUGCUAGAGGAGGCACACCGAACACGCUCUGAACUGGACACUGAGAACAGGUGCGUGGUGUGUGGGUGGCGCUAGCUGGCACCUUUUCACUUAUGCGGUCUUGGAUGUUUUACUUCCUAGUUGACGGUAAUCUACUUCCUGUGUGUGUGAUGUACUUCCAGGUUAAACCGGGAGAGAGUCACUGAGCUGCAACAGCAGGUAGAGGAUCUACAGAAAAGCCUACAGGGCCAGGGGGCCAAGACUGAUGAUGUGAGUUACACACUAUACAGUACAUGCAUAGACUUUACACAUACUGCUAUGUCAAACGUUAACCCUACAUACUGUCUCAUAUGUACAGUAGCAGCUCUAAGGUAACGGUAGCUGUGUUCUCUCUUGCAACUGCUCUUUAUUUUCAGUCUCACCUGAAGAGGAAACUGGAUGCUCAUAUGUAAGUAUGGUCCAUACUGCUUUGUGAGACCUCCAUGUUACUCCUAAGAGAGAGAUGUAUAAAGUAAGGUGUUUUAUUACACAGGGUGCAACUGAACGAGGCGCAGGAUGAGAUCAUGAAGAAGAAAGAACUGCUGGAGGACCUGCAGCCAGACAACACACAGACCUGUGAGUACAACUAACACAACCAUAACAUGACCACAACAUUGGCGGUAUAGUUUUCAGAGUAACCCUAGUGAGCGUCGUCUGUCUCUGUCCCUUAGCUCUGAGACUGGAUGAGCUGAUGGCUUCUCUGAAGAAGAAGGAUGACGACAUGAGAGCAAUGGAGGAGAGAUACAAGAUGUAUCUGGAGAAGGCACGCAAUGUGAGUUGUCAUUCCUUCGUCUCUUAUCCAACUAGCAGCUGGACAAAAAGUGUAGAAAAAGGUAGUGUCUCUAUUUGCUGCUGCUCCCACCAGUGACGUCUGAUGAAGCCCUCGGUCUCUGUCUGUCUCGGUGCUGUAGGUGAUCCGUGCGUUGGACCCCAAGCUGAACCCAGCCACAGCAGAGAUCCAGGCUCUGAAGAACCAGCUGUCGGACAGAGACAAGAGGAUCCUCAGUCUGGAGGUAACGCUGACCUUUAACCCCUGGCCUCUCUCCUUAACCCUCAGCCAGGAGGCACUCAUUCACAGGGGGAUCCAUAGUACUUAUCUCACAAUGCACUCUCGACCUCUGGUAUUGAUAGUCUCUCUCUGUCUCUGUGUGUAGAGGGAGUGUGAGCAGGCAAAGCUGAGAGAGUAUGAGGAGAAGCUGAUUGUAACAGCAUGGUACAACAAGGUUAGAACAUGAAAUCAGAAUAGACACACCUCAUAUUUCCUUUGAAAAUAAAUUAAGGAAUGUAAAAUGUACAUACGUUAUAUUUAUCUUUUGUUCCAACUUAAAUAGACAUGCAUGUUGUGUCUCUUCCACUCCAGAGUCUGAGCUUCCAGAAGCUGGCGAUCGAGGCCCGUCUGGGGGGUCGCUCCACCUCCAUGGUGCCCCCCGGUCAGUCCUUCCUGUCCCAGCAGCGCCAGGUCACCAACGCCACCCGCAGGACCCUCUCUGUCAGCGUGCCUGCCACCACUGCUAACUAGACCUGGGAUGGGUGACUGCUGAGGUGGGCCACUGUGUAUACAGGCUUCUGCUGUUAAAGUUAAACCAUGAUUAGUUCAAUCAGGUGUGUUAGUGCUGGGCCGGAACAAAAGCCUGCUGACACGGCGGCCUACUAGGACCGGGGUCUCCCACAUCUGAAGUAAACAAACAAAUGGCUCUUCUCUCGCUCCCUUCCACAAGUGCACACUCAAGUGACCUUAAACACACUAGCUCUCGGCCCCUGGGGAGGGGACAAGCAUGCACUGACUGACGUGAACAUGAGCACUUGGUCUAGUCCGUGUUCCCUCUUCCUCACUGAUGCACUGUACAGUAAUAUACCGCACAGUACCAUACAACAGCACUGCUGCUUAUAAUCACCUGGAAUGAGUUUGGUCUGAGUAGGCAACCCUACCCACAUGCUUUAUUAGCCUUAGCCUAGCACAUAGCACUGACUGAGCCCUACAAUAUACCUGUGUUAGCCUAGCUAGCGUCAAGCUCUGACUGGAAUGCCUAUUGAACUAACCUUGAUUCUUAAUCUCGACUUCCUGACAUGCUGUAUAUUGAGUCAGGGAUAUAUAUAUAUAUAUAUA